UAAUCAUUUGCUAUACUAUUUUACCAGCUUUUCUUUGUUCACUCUUUUUUCCCCACCUUUAGUCAAGACGGUUCAAUUGAAUCGUCUAUUGUGCAAAAAAUUAAGGGCCAAAACAAUAUUGUGUGUGUAUGACUAUAUAUUAUUGAAUUUCUUUGACAUAGGGAAGUUUCUAUUGUAGUGAUAAAAGGCGGUUCAAGAUUUUCUUUAGGGGCGCGGACUCAAAUUUCAGGCAUGUCAUUCUUGCAUUAUUAUUUGGACUUCCCUUUUUGGAAUUCCUAACUUUGUCAGGUGUGAUAUUUUUGUAUUAUUUUAGCUUCACUCAUUCAACUCCGCUCAAAUCUCGUAAGGUGUAACAUUCUUGCGUUAUUUUUACUUUCGUUAUCAGAAUUUCCAACUCUCCUCAAACCUUAGGUGUGAUGCUCUUGCGUUAUUUCAACUUCUAUUGUCACAAUUUUCAACUCCGCUCAAAUCUCAUCAGGUGUGACAUUCUUCAGUUAAUUUAACUUCUCCAGUCAGAAUUUCCAACUCCGCUCAGAUCUCAAGUGAGAGAUGUUUUUCCUUGUCAGAAUUAAUUCCUUACUCCGUCAGGUGUGACAUUCUAGCAUUAUUUCAACUUUCUUAUCAAAAUUCCUAACUCUGUCCCUGAGUACCUAGGUUAUUACAAGCCCUCCCAUGCAUGGCAGCUGUUCAUGAUGAGGACCCUUUUGGUUUUGAAGAUUACUUUCCUUCAAUGAUUAAAACAUUAGGGGUUGAAAGGUUCAUGGAGGAACUACGCCAUGGUUUUUUCUUGCUAAUGGAUGUACGUGUAGGGCUCAUUACAUUUGAAAGCUUGAAGAGGAACACAAUGUUGAUGGGGUUGCAUGAAUUGAGAGAUGAUGAGCUUGUUUGCAUGUUGGCUGAAGGAGAUUUGGAUGGAGAUGGAGCUCUUAAUCAGAUGGAGUUUUGUAUGCUCAUGUUUAGAUUGAGUCCUGGAUUAUUUAUGGAUGGAUCCAAGUCGGAUCGAGUACCAGUCAUCUCUCAACCUGAUUUUUCUUUAGUUUCGGGUGGUACAAAUUAAAUAAAAGAAAAGUCAUAUUACGUGAUUCGUGAGGAGAGGAAUGCGAGAAAGUGCGCUGUGUUUAGUGCUUCCGUUUUAGAAGUCAGAUUGGAUUUCCAAGAAAUGUACGAAUAACUAGGGACAUAUUGAUUUACAAUAUUUAUUCCUAGCUGUAUGUUUUACUAUCGAUCUGUUUUGUUGAGAAUUUUGCU
Messenger RNA from Lycium barbarum (goji berry), 1248 nucleotides. RefSeq names its product calcium-binding protein PBP1-like. The record is from RefSeq and is a predicted model, not a curated record. Lineage: Eukaryota; Viridiplantae; Streptophyta; Magnoliopsida; Solanales; Solanaceae. Gene Ontology annotation, molecular function: calcium ion binding. Bases 677 to 1057 code for a protein of 126 amino acids. The transcript has a single exon.